Messenger RNA from Megalops cyprinoides (Indo-Pacific tarpon), 1377 nucleotides. RefSeq names its product spindlin b (gene spinb). The transcript has 6 exons. Lineage: Eukaryota; Metazoa; Chordata; Actinopteri; Elopiformes; Megalopidae. Gene Ontology annotation, biological process: gamete generation. The record is from RefSeq and is a predicted model, not a curated record. Bases 381 to 1169 code for a protein of 262 amino acids.
UUGGGACAAGGUGGUGAAGAAAAACUCACUAUUUAGCAGGAAGGCAGUAUUCGCCGCGCCUGCCUAUUCAAGUUGAUAGUUCACUAUUUGGCAAAAAGAAGGGGAGGGGAGGGGCUGAGCCGUGGAAUUUGGGUUGCUUGCAAACGGAGGUUGAGUCUGGAGAGCGGGAGACGAGAUAAACUAGCAACAUAUAUAUUAACAAUACCGCGGACUCUGGACUUCCAUCCCGGCCCCGCAGGAGUGUAAGCACCUCACUGAAGAGCCGCGACCUGCAUGGUUGGCCCGCUGGCUCUCCUCCUGUCUCCCUCUUCACUGGAUUGGGCAGCAGAAGUGUUUUCACCCUAGUCCGGCAGCUUGGCUGCUCACCUGACUCCAGAUGAAUGAAGACCCCAUUCGGGAAGACGGCAGGCCAGAGACCCAGAGCUGAUGCAGGGCAUGCAGGUGUAUCUGCAAAUAUGAUGAAGAAGAAGAAUUCCCACAAGAAGCAGCGGAGCAGCGUGGGCCCCAGCAAGCCUGUCUCCCAGCCCCGGCGGAACAUCGUGGGCUGCAGGAUCCAGCACAACUGGAAGGAGGGCAGCAGCCCCGCCACGCAGUGGAAGGGGACAGUGCUCGACCAGGUGCCCGUCAACCCCUCGCUCUACCUGAUCAAGUACGACGGCUUCGACUGCGUCUAUGGACUGGAGCUCCACAAAGACGAGCGGGUGCAAGGCCUUGAGGUCCUACCGGACAGAAUCGCUUCCUCUCGGAUUAGCGAUGCCCACCUGGCAGACACCAUGAUUGGCAAAGCCGUGGAGCACAUGUUCGAGACAGAAGACGGAUCAAAGGACGAGUGGAGGGGGAUGGUGUUAGCACGGGCUCCCAUUAUGAACACGUGGUUUUAUAUCACAUACGAAAAGGAUCCUGUAUUAUACAUGUAUCAGCUCCUAGACGAUUAUAAAGAGGGAGACCUACGGAUAAUGCCAGAUUCAAAUGACUCCCCACCAGCAGAGAGAGAGCCGGGAGAGGUGGUGGACAGCCUCGUGGGCAAGCAGGUGGAGUACGCCAAAGAGGACGGCACCAAAAGAACUGGCAUGGUCAUCCAUCAGGUCGAGGCCAAACCAUCCGUGUAUUUCAUCAAGUUCGACGAUGACUUCCACAUCUACGUCUACGACUUGGUAAAAACGUCCUAGGCAUGUUGUCGGGAGAGAAAACAACAAGUAAUCUACAGACUUUGCCAAAUUAUUUGAACAGUUCUCUCAACAACUUAAGACAAGAUGGAUGAUUCCCUUACAGGCUGUCGAUAAAGCCUGUUGUUUCCUGGGUCCCCCGCCGCUAUUAAAGGGUUCUUGUUCUUUAUUUCCAAUUGAAGACUGAGCUCUGCACAACUUAACAAUAUUG